UGGUCCUGAGAGACACUGGCCCCUUUUUAGAGUGGACAGAGUUGAGACGGCAGGUACUGAAAGGGCAGCGUUGAUAGCUGAAACUAGGUGUUGCCACAAGGCGGAGAGGCAUCCAUGCAGGAGCAAGCUGAGUACCAGCAGAGACUCCUGCCCUUCGGCUUCAGGAAGAAGGAGCAAUGUGAGGCCUGACGCCGGGAGGCCAGGUGGAUCUGAUUGAUGUUGAGGUCAAGCUGGGGGAAGCUACGGAGAGAGCGCACGCGACCCAGCCAGGCAGGAGUUGGGAGCCAAGGGGCACCUGGGCCAGAGGCUGAGUAAGAUGUUUAAUAGGAUCCCGGAAGAACAUGCUGAUGUAGUACCGGACAGGGCUGGGGAGACACCAACACGGGGGUGCAAGGCCCAGCAAUCUGGACACAGGCCAAGGAGCCAAGAACUGUCGAAGUCCAGGUCUCCACUCUCCUACUGACACCAGCGACCACCCAGCCCAGCCAGACCAUAUGGCCUCUUGUUUUCCUGAUGUAUGAGAACUCCUGCGGGUGCCUGAGCCAGCGCAGCAGCUGCCCGGCGGGGCCAUGGCCAGCACGGCCGUGCAGAUCCUGGGCUUCCUGUUCUGCUUCCUGGGUAUGGUGGGCACACUGAUCACCACCAUCCUGCCGCACUGGCGCAGGACAGCACAUGUGGGCACCAACAUCCUGACGGCGGUGUCCUACCUGAAGGGGCUGUGGAUGGAGUGCGUGUGGCACAGCACGGGCAUCUACCAGUGCCAGAUCUACCGCUCGCUGCUGGCGCUGCCCAGCGACCUGCAGGCGGCGCGCGCGCUCAUGGUCAUCUCCUGCCUGCUGUCGGGUGUGGCCUGCGCCUGCGCGGUGGUGGGCAUGAAGUGCACGCGCUGCGCCAAGGGCACGCCGGCCAAGACCACGUUCGCCGUGUUGGGCGGCGCGCUCUUCAUCCUGGCGGGCCUGCUGUGCAUGGUGGCGGUGUCCUGGACCACCAACGACGUGGUGCAGAAUUUCUACAACCCGCUGCUGCCCAGCGGCAUGAAGUUCGAGAUCGGGCAGGCCCUGUACCUCGGCUUCAUCUCCUCGUCCCUGUCGCUCAUCGGCGGCACCCUGCUCUGCCUGGCCUGCCAGGACGAGGCGCCCUCCAGGCCCUCGCAGGCUCAGCCCAGGGCCACCACCGCCACCGCGGCCACUGCGCCCUCCUACCGGCCACCCACCGCCUACAAGGACAACCGGGCCCCCUCGGUCACCUCAGCCUCCUACAGCGGGUACAGGUUGAACGACUAUGUGUGAGUCCCCAAGUCCGGGAGCCCCAAAAGGCACCAGGACCCAGGACCCCGGCACAAAGUUUACUUCUGGGCUGUUUUUUGUGUCCAAAGGAAUAAUGUGAACUGAGGAAAUGGGCCUAGAACACCGGGAAGGAGGGGAAAAUAAGGAGAGGAGUAAAGCUCUAUAUACCAAAGACUUAAAAAAAAAAAAAACUAAAAAAAACCCUUUCUGUUUUUGUAUUUAUUAUAUAUAUUUAUGGGGGUGAUUUAAUGACAGCCGAAUU
This is a messenger RNA of Rhinolophus ferrumequinum (greater horseshoe bat), 1548 nucleotides long. RefSeq names its product claudin 14 (gene CLDN14). Gene Ontology annotation, biological process: bicellular tight junction assembly; cell adhesion. Bases 570 to 1289 code for a protein of 239 amino acids. Gene Ontology annotation, molecular function: structural molecule activity. The transcript is spliced from 3 exons. NCBI's taxonomy places the organism in Eukaryota, Metazoa, Chordata, Mammalia, Chiroptera, Rhinolophidae. The record is from RefSeq and is a predicted model, not a curated record. Gene Ontology annotation, cellular component: plasma membrane; bicellular tight junction.